This is a messenger RNA of Anopheles nili, 2439 nucleotides long. It is a transcript of the gene Mcm6, whose product is annotated as DNA replication licensing factor Mcm6. Gene Ontology annotation, cellular component: nucleus; MCM complex. The transcript is spliced from 4 exons. Gene Ontology annotation, molecular function: single-stranded DNA binding; ATP binding; single-stranded 3'-5' DNA helicase activity. Bases 1 to 2439 code for a protein of 812 amino acids. The record is from RefSeq and is a predicted model, not a curated record. Lineage: Eukaryota; Metazoa; Arthropoda; Insecta; Diptera; Culicidae. Gene Ontology annotation, biological process: double-strand break repair via break-induced replication; mitotic DNA replication; DNA replication initiation.
AUGGAUGUAGCAGAUGCGCACGUGGGACAGCUGCGCGUACGCGAUGAAGUUGGUUUUCGCUGCCAGAAAUUAUUCCUGGAAUUUCUCGAAGAGUUCAAAGAAGAUGGUGAAAUCAAGUACCUGAAAACGGUGGAAGAGCUGGUCAAUCCUGACCGAUCGACGCUUGAAGUGAGCUUUGAGGAUGUUGAAAAAUACAACCAAACGUUGGCUACUGCCAUUAUUGAGGAGUACUAUCGCAUUUUCCCUUUCCUUUGCCAAUCGGUGUCGAACUUUGUGCGCGAUCAUACGAAUCUGAAAAAAGCUAAAGAAUGCUACGUAUCGUUCGUGGACGUGGCGACGCGCCAUAGAGUUCGCGAAUUGACCACGUCUAAGAUUGGCACCCUGAUUUGUAUCUCAGGGCAAGUAGUUCGUACGCAUCCGGUGCACCCGGAGCUGGUAACCGGCACAUUUGUAUGCCUCGAUUGCCAAACCGAAGUGAGAGAUGUCGAACAACAGUUCAAGUUCACCAAUCCAACCAUCUGCCGUAAUCCAGUGUGCGCCAAUCGCCGUCGGUUUAUGCUAGAGGUAGACAAAUCAUUGUUCAUAGAUUUCCAGAAGGUGCGUAUCCAGGAGACGCAGCAAGAAUUACCUCGAGGAUGCAUUCCACGCUCUGUAGAGGUGAUCCUGCGGGCGGAAUUGGUUGAGACGGUGCAAGCCGGAGAUCGGUACGAUUUCACCGGGACACUGAUCGUUAUUCCGGACGUCGGAGCACUGCAAUUGCCGGGUGCAAAAGCAGAAAUAGGAUCUCGCCACAAGCAUGGUGACAAUGCGGCUGAAGGUAUCCGUGGCUUGAAAGCGUUGGGCAUGCGAGAUUUGAACUAUAAAAUGGCAUUCCUGGCCUGCUCGGUUCAAGUUACAUCGUCGCGAUUCGGUGGCACUGAUAGGCCGAUGAGUGAAGUCACGUCGGAGGACAUGAAGAAGCAUAUGACUGAUGCGGAAUGGAACAAGGUUUAUGAAAUGUCACGAGACCCGCGGCUGUACCAAAACUUGAUCAACAGUCUCUUCCCGUCGAUCUACGGUAACGAUGAAGUUAAACGCGGUAUAUUGUUGAUGUUGUUCGGAGGAGUGGCAAAAACUACCCAAGAGAAAACUACUCUUCGUGGCGAUAUCAAUGUUUGUAUUGUGGGCGAUCCCAGUACGGCAAAGUCUCAAUUCUUGAAACAAGUAUCAGAUUUUUCACCUCGAGCAGUGUACACUUCGGGAAAAGCGUCCUCAGCUGCAGGAUUGACAGCAGCCGUGGUUAGAGACGAGGAAAGCUUUGAUUUCGUUAUAGAGGCCGGUGCGUUGAUGCUGGCAGACAAUGGCAUCUGUUGUAUUGACGAGUUCGACAAGAUGGAUCCGCAUGAUCAAGUUGCAAUCCACGAAGCUAUGGAGCAGCAAACAAUUUCCAUCGCUAAAGCAGGCGUCCGGGCCACGUUGAAUGCCCGAACUUCAAUCCUUGCCGCUGCUAACCCUAUCGGUGGACGGUACGAUCGUUCGAAAUCUUUACAGCAAAAUAUACAGCUGACUGCUCCAAUUAUGUCCCGUUUUGAUCUGUUCUUCAUCCUGGUGGACGAGUGUAACGAGCUGGUAGAUUAUGCGAUUGCACGUAAGAUAGUUGAUCUUCAUUCCUUCGUUGAAACCGAAUCAAACGAGGUAUACAAGCGGGAGGAUGUUCUUCGAUACAUAAUGUUUGCUCGUCAAUUUAAACCAGUCAUCAAACCGCAAGCUAUGGAGCUGUUGGUGGAAAACUACGGACAUUUGCGUCAACGAGAUACCGGUACAACGGGUAAAAGUACCUGGCGAAUUACCGUACGGCAACUGGAAAGUAUGAUUCGUCUGAGCGAAGCAAUGGCCAAGAUGGAAUGCAGCGAAGAGGUCACUGAGAUUCAUGUGAAAGAAGCUUAUCGUUUGUUGAACAAGUCCAUCAUAAGAGUCGAACAACCCGAUAUUCACUUGGAAGAUGAGGAUGGAGAUGAAAUUGAAAACGUAAUGGAUACGGCAGAAGAUGGUUCAGAGGAAACAAAUGGCACGGCUGGAACGGAUGAAAAUGGCCAUGAUACUCCUGCAGUUACCAAGAAGAAGCUUACACUUUCGUUCGAGGAAUACAAAAAUCUUUCGAAUAUGUUGGUUAUUCAUAUGCGAAACGAAGAAAGCCGUAUGGAGUCGGAAGAAGCGGAACAAGAAGGCAUUAGUAAGACACAGUUGAUUAACUGGUACCUAGGACAGGUAGAGGAUCAAUUGGAAACGGUGGAGGAGUUGACGGAGAGAAAAAUGCUCAUUGAGAAGGUGAUCGAUCGUUUAAUAUAUCACGACCAAGUAAUCAUUCCGUUGAAAAAUGCAGAGCUGGAUAAAAAGGGCACAAGCGAUGACGAAGACAUGCUGCUGGUUGUUCAUCCCAACUAUAUUGUAGAAAGUUAG